Messenger RNA from Micromonas pusilla CCMP1545, 387 nucleotides. RefSeq lists its product as uncharacterized. The transcript has a single exon. The record is from RefSeq and is a predicted model, not a curated record. NCBI's taxonomy places the organism in Eukaryota, Viridiplantae, Chlorophyta, Mamiellophyceae, Mamiellales, Mamiellaceae. The coding region runs from base 1 to 387 and encodes 128 amino acids.
AUGGAACGACCCUCAGCCGCGGAGAAGAUCGUCGUGUUCGCGGACGCGAGACCGGAGGUCUCGGGAGAGUACGUCGCGAAGCCGCGCGAGGAGAUCCCCGCCGCAUUUGCCGCCGUGUGCGUGGAUAACGGAUGGGACGUGGACGUUACCUGGAAAAAGCUGAACGGCGGCGAGGACGGCGCGUGGUUUAAAAAGACGACGGACGACGCGUAUUUGUACUUCAACGCGCUCGACGGCGAGUGGUGGAUCGACGGACCGGACGGCCUCGGCGUGUACAAAGGCCCUUCGGGGUCGCCGCGCGCGCCGAUGGGGAUGUCCAUCGCGUGGCGCGCGAUCGACGGCGGGACGCACGCGCCGACGCUCGCGAUAUAUCGUCGCGCGUCGUGA